CCCCGGGCGCCCCCCGGCCUGCCCCUGCCCUCACCGGGCUCCUUUUCUUUGCAGAACAUGGAUCACGGGCGAGCCUGGGGCUACCUGACCUUCAGAGGCAAAACCGAAAAAGAAGUGAGAGAGAUUGACAAAGUCAUGUACCACGACUGGCGUAUGGUGCCCAAGCAUGAGGAGGAGGCCUUCAAGAAAUUCACCCCAGUGCCAGAGGAGACCAUUCGGUACCUUCCAUACCCACCUCUGCUCCGAGCCAUGAUCCUCGCACAGUGGCAGAAAGAGGGAAAACCGAUCACAGAGGAGCCGAUGAUUGAUGUGCAGAAGUUCAAGGCCUCUCCCCUUCAGAGCGCAGAGAAAAAAGCCGCAGGGACACCAGUAUGA
This is a messenger RNA of Apaloderma vittatum (bar-tailed trogon), 375 nucleotides long. It is a transcript of the gene MRPS34, whose product is annotated as mitochondrial ribosomal protein S34. Gene Ontology annotation, biological process: mitochondrial translation. The annotation marks the transcript as partial. Gene Ontology annotation, molecular function: structural constituent of ribosome. Gene Ontology annotation, cellular component: mitochondrion; mitochondrial small ribosomal subunit. The transcript has 2 exons. The record is from RefSeq and is a predicted model, not a curated record. Lineage: Eukaryota; Metazoa; Chordata; Aves; Trogoniformes; Trogonidae.